UGUCAUGAGUGAGGAAGUAAACCGACGCAAUAUUUAUGAGAACUGAAUUUCUAAUAGUCUAUGCUGAGCUAGGAUGUUAUCUGGCGAGACACACAGAAGAAAGGCUGCAAUGCUUUAAAAACGUCCCUUCAGAUGCGCAAGCAAUUUGAUUAACGGAGCAUGAAACUGUAGUGCUGUGUUUAACCGAUUAAUACGCGCAGGUCGCAGGCACAGGAAAACAUCCCAGUGCUUAAGUACCACGCCCAUGCAGCGGAGUAAAGUUCUCAAUCCAACCCCUAAACUUUUGUACAGCCUGUAUCGGAAUCUACCUUCACCACAGCUUGCCACUAUCAAUCGAAACAACUUUGCAGCAGAUUUCGAGGGUUACGCCGUGAAUCUAGACUUCUGUCGCGGCUGACAUUUUGCUCACCUGCAAGGAGUUCUUGGAAAACACCACGCAUUUCUUGGGAAUGUGUAAAUUGUGGACGAAUAAGUCUUCCUAAACUGUGAUUGCGAGUCAUCUGGACAUCAAACAAGUCACUUGGAAGAUACGCAAUUUUGUCUCAUAUUUUUUGUAUCAUAUUUUUUCUCAGUUUUAAAAUAACCACAACAAUUCCUCGAGCACGGCAGUAUGGCUAGAUUGCUGAGCAAGGAUAUCCCGGAUAUUGAGAGUAUUCUGGCCCUGAACCCGCGGGUGAAGACCCAUGCUGCGGUCCACUCCACGGCCGCCAAGCAAGCUGAGAAGAAACACUGGAAGAGGAACCCAGAGAAGGGGUGUGACAGUUGCGUGAAGCUGGAGAACAAUUUUGAUGACAUCAAACACACAACGCUGAGUGAACGUGGAGCACUUCGGGAAGCAGUGAGGUGCUUGAAAUGCGCAGACGCACCCUGUCAGAAGAGCUGCCCGACCAACCUGGACAUCAAGGCCUUCAUCACCAGCAUCGCAAACAGGAACUACUAUGGCGCUGCAAAGGCCAUCCUGUCCGACAACCCCCUUGGCCUGACGUGUGGGAUGGUCUGCCCCACCUCGGACCUCUGUGUGGGGGGAUGCAACCUCUACGCCUCAGAGGAGGGGCCCAUCAACAUCGGGGGAUUGCAGCAGUUCGCCACCGAGGUGUUCAGCAAGAUGGGCGUCCCACAGGUGCGCAACCCGGCACUCCCGCCACCCGACCGGAUGCCCGCCAGCUUCCACACGAAGAUCGCUCUGAUUGGCUGUGGGCCUGCUAGCAUCAGCUGCGCCUCCUUCCUGGGUCGCCUUGGCUACGACAACCUCACCAUCUUCGAGAAGCAGAAGUACAUCGGUGGGCUAAGCUCCGCGGAGAUCCCUCAGUUCCGCCUCCCCUACGAGGUGGUGCAGUUUGAGGUGGAGCUGAUGAAGGACCUGGGAGUCAAGAUCGAGUGUGAGAAGGGACUGGGCCAGGACGGUGUGACACUACUGUCCCUGAAAGAAGACGGAUACAAAGCCAUCUUCAUCGGCAUUGGUCUGCCGCAGGCCAACAGGCACAAAAUCUUUGAAGGACUGAACAUGGAACAAGGUUUUUACACAUCCAAGGAUUUCCUACCUCUUGUUGCCAAGGCCAGUAAAUCAGGAAUGUGCACCUGUCAGUCCGCGCUGCCUGGUCUGCGCGGCACGGUCAUUGUGCUUGGCGCGGGCGACACAGCCUUUGACUGCGCCACCUCUGCCCUCCGCUGUGGUGCCCGCCGCGUCUACGUGGUCUUCCGCAAGGGCUUCACAAACAUCCGCGCCGUCCCUGAGGAGAUGGAGCUGGCGAAGGAGGAGAAGUGUGAGUUCCUUCCCUUCCUGUCUCCGCUUGAGGUCAUCAUGAAGGCAGGCCGGGUGGCGGGCAUGGAGUUCUGCAGGACGGAACAGAGCGAGGACGGGGAGUGGGUGGAGGACGCGGACCAGACGAUCCGGCUCAAAGCUGACUACGUCAUCAGCGCAUUCGGCUCUGGUCUGAGUGACCCGAAAGUGAAGGAGGCCAUGGCUCCCAUCCGUUUAAACAGAUGGGGUCUCCCUGACCUGAACCCGGAGACCAUGCAGUGCAGUGAGCCGUGGGUCUUCGCUGGUGGGGACGUGGCGGGCCUGGCCAACACCACGGUGGAGUCGGUCAACGACGGGAAGCAGGCCUCCUGGCACAUCCACAAGUACAUUCAGUCUCUGCAUGGUCACAGGGUCCCCAGUGAGCCUGAACUGCCUCUCUUCCACACCGCCAUCGACACCGUGGACAUCAGUGUGGAGAUGGCCGGCAUCCGCUUCCCCAACCCGUUCGGCUUGGCCAGCGCGCCUCCCACCACCAGCGCCGCCAUGAUCCGCCGGGCCUUCGAGGAGGGCUGGGGCUUUGCUCUCACUAAGACCUUCUCCCUGGACAAGGAUCUGGUCACCAAUGUCUCUCCACGCAUAGUGCGCGGCACAACGUCCGGCCCGGUGUUUGGCCCUGGACAGGGCUCCUUCCUCAACAUCGAGCUGAUCAGCGAGAAGACCGCAGCGUAUACUGGUGCCAGAGCGUCUCUGAGCUCAAAGCUGACUUCCCCCACAACGUAAG
Messenger RNA from Alosa sapidissima (American shad), 2522 nucleotides. It is a transcript of the gene dpyda.1, whose product is annotated as dihydropyrimidine dehydrogenase a, tandem duplicate 1. Lineage: Eukaryota; Metazoa; Chordata; Actinopteri; Clupeiformes; Clupeidae. Gene Ontology annotation, cellular component: cytosol. Gene Ontology annotation, molecular function: dihydropyrimidine dehydrogenase (NADP+) activity; iron-sulfur cluster binding; uracil binding. The coding region runs from base 611 to 2521 and encodes 636 amino acids. The transcript is spliced from 14 exons. The record is from RefSeq and is a predicted model, not a curated record. Gene Ontology annotation, biological process: thymine catabolic process; uracil catabolic process.